UUUAUGUCUCAGUUGUUGAAUCCUGUUUUUUUUAAAUAUAUAACUAUCAAUUUAUUUCCUUUUCUAUCAACUGAGUGUAUGUAUAAUGGAUGAAUAUAUUGGGAAUUAUCAGGAAGGCGUCAGCUUGCAAAUGUGUUGCCAAAGGGACAUGUAAGUGAGAUACUAUGGCUUAUUAGGGGUACACAAUAAGUCAAAGUUUAGGAUCCACUGGUUCGGAAGGAAACAGAAUGGGUCGUCACAAUGGGUCAUCACCAAAGUUCUACAAUCACGCAACAAUAGCUUAUGAUUCCAAAACAAAGUUCACCGUGACGACUUCUAGAACACUGGCUCAAAAGAACAGACAUUCUGAAAAAUGUACUUCAAAAAUUUGCACACAUGCGAAGGAGGAACCGCUUAAUAUUUUUAAAAGAUCAAAUCCAAACAUUUUUUAAUAAGAAAUGGAUGAGAGGCCAAAUAAAGAGGCCGGAAAGCUCCGUUCCAACUUUGCGUGUGGAUACGACAGAGCUGAGGCGCCACCUAAGGUACGUUGAGAUAAGCACAGUAUUUCUGAAAGGGAAACUCAGAGAUAGAAUAUUGUAAAAUAAAAGUGAAAAUGUGUGCUUCUAUGUUUCAAGCCAAAGAAGAGAAGGACUAACCCACCAACUGAGGAUGCUGUAGAACACUGUAUCACUAUUCGCUCUUUGCCACCUGAGCUGCUGGAAGAGAUUCUGUCCAGAGUGUCAGUCAGUGACGUCAUCGCCUUUGGAGCCACUUGCAGCACCUACCACCAGCUGAGCCUAAGCUCCUCCCUCUGGAGACGGCUCUGCCAUCGCCAGGCAACGGGGACGCAGCAGCCUUCCGCUGCCCCGCCCAACGACUGGCGAAGGACAGCAAUCUUGAAAUACUCCCAGGGCCUCCAGAUGCAGCGUUUGGGCAGUGGGUGGUCCCGGACUCCCCAGUGGUGCAGGUCCGGGGGUCCCUCUGUGUCCCUUGCCGUUGUUCCUCCCCUGGCACUGGGCUACAGAAGGUCCCUGCCAACCCGCGACCACCUCCUGCUGUUUGACUACCAGGGCACCGUCUUCCUGCUGCGCAACGCCGCCACAUCAUCGCUCCGCGGUCACAUGACUUGGAGGAGGGCCUCACGCCACACUGUGCUGUGUCAGAAUGCCAAAGAUUUUGCCGUGGAUCCCCGUAGCGACAACUCCUUCCGUCAGUACAUAUACGUCCUGGUGAGCCGUGCUAACAGUGGUGCAGAGGCCGUACCCCCCAGCUGGCCCGACGCCCCCGGCUCGGCCCCCCCUCUCACCCCUCCGCGGUGUGACUGUGUGGAAGUGUUCCAGCAGGACACCAGCCAGAGGGUGUUCCGGAUGACCUUUCACCCCUCCCUGACCUUCAUACAGCUCCGCCUCACCGGCUCCGAGGUCAACAGGGUCCUGCUGCUGCUCACUGAUUCUGGGAAGGUCUAUUCCCUGUCUGUGAAUGAGACCCUGUUGAACACGCCCCGUUCCUACACCGUGCAGCUGGCUCUGAAGAAGAUCAGCAUCUCUCUGCCUCACCUGCCCAUCGCUCAGGUCCAUUCCAGCUACAGCAGCAUCCUCUACCUCACAGGUGAGGGUUCAGUCUAUUUGGAGGUGCACUCCGUUGGUGUGUAUCGUCAGUUCAUUGGGACCCAGCAGGGUUACGAUCCCCAUGACAUCCACACCCCUCUGCCGCUCUCCCUGCCCUACAAGGUGGUGAAGUGCUCUCUGGGACUGAGCCACUUGUGCCUGCUGGACGAUUGUGGCCGAGUCUUCAUGCAGGGCAGCAACCGUUAUGGACAGCUUGGCACAGGAGAUAAGAUCGACCGCGGCGAACCCACAGAGGUGGUACUGUCCAUGACUCCAGUGGAGGUGUGGUGUGGACUGAACCACUCGCUCGCCCUGCUGCAAGGGGAGUCUGGAGUGAAGGAAGUACAGGGCUGUGGCUGUGGAGGAGGCCGCCGACUGCCCGGCUGCUCCAAGGGAAGCGCUGUGUUCAUCAAACUGAACAUCAAGGUGCCCCGUGCUGCCCGCUCUCUCUGUGCCUCCAAGGACUGCCUCUUCCUGCUCUGUUGCCAUGACAUCGCCGAGCCCCCGCUGUUCCGCUGCCCCCCCCCUGUAAAGGAGGAGGAUGAGGAGGAAAGUGAGGUGGCGAGAGAUGAGAGGGAGAGGCUGAUCUGGCAACUAGCCCAGCUGAGGGAGUGUGAGAGUCUGAGGCGAAAGGUGGACAUCCUCCGCUGGGCUGUGCAGCGACACAUGACCAUUAACCCCGCCCACAGGGAGUUCCUGGUCCAAGCGCUGAUCGCCAUCCGGUCCGUGUCUGACGAGCCCAGCAGCCAGUCGUAACCACAUUCACCAACAAUGCCACUUUUUUCGUCCUAACAGAAUGUUUUUUUUUAUGCUAUAUGAAACAAUUGUGGCCAAAGACUCCAUCCACAUUUGAUGUUUUAUUUUGCUUAAUAAAAACAGCAGCAUCAGU
Messenger RNA from Oncorhynchus tshawytscha (Chinook salmon), 2475 nucleotides. Its product is annotated as F-box only protein 24. The transcript is spliced from 9 exons. The record is from RefSeq and is a predicted model, not a curated record. Lineage: Eukaryota; Metazoa; Chordata; Actinopteri; Salmoniformes; Salmonidae. The coding region runs from base 900 to 2342 and encodes 480 amino acids.